Ziziphus jujuba (common jujube) is the source of this 1228-nucleotide messenger RNA. RefSeq lists its product as uncharacterized. The record is from RefSeq and is a predicted model, not a curated record. The transcript is spliced from 4 exons. Bases 256 to 966 code for a protein of 236 amino acids. Lineage: Eukaryota; Viridiplantae; Streptophyta; Magnoliopsida; Rosales; Rhamnaceae.
ACGUCGUUUUGAAAGUAGAGCCCACUACUCUCUUUGCUAUGGUUCUCUCUAGUCUAGUCUAGUAAACCUGCUACUACCCAAAUAAAUAAGUAAAAUCCCGCUUUCUGGCCCUUGAAAUUUCCUCCCUCCCACCUUCUCUCUGUCUCUGUCUCUCUCUCUCUCUCUAUCUCUCUCCAUCUGUCUCUGUGCAGUGCUCUCUUUUGCUUCUCUCUUUCUCUCUCUUAUUUGCAAAGGGAAAACAAGGGCUUUUCUUCUAUGGCGGAGUUUCCCCCAAAUCCAGAUGACGGUGAACUAUGGCUUCCGUCUGAUAUUUUCCUCAACGAAAUGCCAUCCAGGCUUGGUCCACACCGUUUCCCUUGCAUGGACGACCUCGCUCAACAGUUUGCAGCUCUCGCUUUGUUCAAACAACGCCGAAGCCUUUCAAAGCUUCAGCCCAAAGUAUCCCCCAAUGCACAGCGGUUUAGACCCCCGGUUCAGUACGGUCAGGGAAACCCUCUGUCACAUGGGCGUUCCAGUCUUAGACCUCUCAGAAAUGGAGGACUUGAAGAUCGUCGUGGCGUUAACGGGUUUGAAACGGAGCCGUAUUUGGGUGGUUCUGAACUGUUUUACGGAUACCAGUUACUGAAACCGACUAAACCUCAGGUUGAUAGCUUUCUGCAAGCUAGAGCUACGGUUUUUCAAAGGCAACAAAACCGCAUUCAGAACCGCCUUUUGCCGAAUAAGGGAAGUGGGCCAGGGAUUGGCGGUUUUGUGAAGGUUUCUGGAGGCACAGGUGUUUUUCAUCCACGGGUUUCAAAUACCACCAUUCCCACCAUUGAUGUCAAAAAGAAACAGGGGCUAAGAAAUAGGCAAGGGAUUCAAAUGACUUCGCAGGGGAGCUUUGUCAAAAGGGUUGGUGGGCACAAGGAUGAAUUUCAAUACCAGCUUCCUCCUGAGAUGGGAUUGCCUCAAGAUUGGACGUAUUGAGCUAUUAGCUCCUUAGAAACUCUUCUAUGCUGCUGUAUAAAAGUGGUCUUUGUUUAAUGAAAGACAAUAAAAUAAGAGGGUCAGGAGAAGAAUAGAAGAAGUUUCAAUCAAUCUUUUGGUUUUUGUGCAUUGCAAUUAAAGAAAUAGAAAUAUCAAAGAACGUAGGCUUUUGUUUUUUGGUUUGUGAAUUUAAGCUAAGCUUUGUAGAACAGUAGAAACAUAUAUAAAUAAAAAUGUUCUUAGCUACACGUUUGAAAGUGAA